AGAAUAUAAUUUGGUCAAAAAAAAUGGCCAAUAAAAACCAGUUAUCUAAUUUUUUUUUUGUCUGCGUUUAGAAUUGCCGUAGUACGAAACAAAGAGAAAGCGUGUGAAGGCAUUGAUUGUUUGAUGGAACAACCGAGUAACAAUAUCUCUCAAGAAGAAGCACGUGAGUCUCUCAUUGCCAUCUCCUACACUUCACCUGAAGAGGAGCAAGAGUCUGUAACGACCUCUGAUGUGAAACCAACAAACGGAGUCGUCACUAAAAGAAACUCUGAAGAUGCGGAAAAGCUCAGGUCUGAGCUGAUUUCCAUCUCCUACGACGAGUCACCUUCACCCUCACCCUCACCAGCUGUAGCUGUCUGAUAGGAGUAAUUGUACAGAUCAAAGUCUUUUCCUUUCUCAUGCAGACGACUUUGGUUUUGUUUGAAAGUUAGACCCUCUUCAACUAUAUAUGAUUGAAAAUUGACGAAAGUUUUUCUUCUCUGUGUUAUUCUUAGUUAAAGCUCUCUUGAGACUCA
Messenger RNA from Brassica oleracea var. oleracea, 515 nucleotides. RefSeq lists its product as uncharacterized. The coding region runs from base 124 to 360 and encodes 78 amino acids. Lineage: Eukaryota; Viridiplantae; Streptophyta; Magnoliopsida; Brassicales; Brassicaceae. The transcript has 2 exons. The record is from RefSeq and is a predicted model, not a curated record.